CAUGCCUGUCUCUUGCGUCCCAAGGACCCAUUAUCCAUUUCACCGCAAAAGUCUUUGGGGACCCAACCUAUCUGCCUCCUUCAGCAGGAGCCUCCGGAUCCCUCCAGACUGCUUUGCAAUAAAUACUGCUGGGUGCAGUGAAUCAUUUCUUUCAUAGCCUGGCGCUUGGCAGGCGGGCUUGCCUUCCCUUGCCUCCGCCUGCCCCACCUCCCAGCCUUUUCUCCCACGGCCCAUCUGCCCCUCCUUUCCUCCACCCCUCCUCCUUUCUGCUCCCCUUUAUUUCCACUCCCCAGCCGCGUUGCUCUGCUCUCCCUCUCCCCCCCGACCGUCUGGAUUUGGAGCUCCCGGAAGCUGCCGGAGACUCUCCCCUGGAGCAGCGUGACUGACACCGACUCCUAUUCGGGGGGGAGGAGAGAGAGGGGAGGAGAAGGGGAGGGCGCGGGAGGAGGGUGCGAGUGGCCGACCGCGGAUUUGCCUUGCCGAGGACGGGACCCCAGGGCGACGAGGCAGAAUGGCAGACAUGCAGGGACUGGUGGAAAGGCUAGAGCGAGCCGUCAGCCGCCUGGAGUCGCUGUCUGCGGAGACCCACAGGCCCCCUGGGAACUGCAGGGAUGUUAAUGGUGUUAACGGAGGUGUGGCACCCUCCGUGGAAGCCUUUGAUAAACUGAUGAACAGUAUGGUGGCCGAGUUUUUAAAGAACAGUAGGAUCCUUGCUGGUGAUGUGGAGACUCACGCAGAAAUGGUGCACAGUGCUUUCCAGGCCCAGCGGGCUUUCCUUCUGAUGGCCUCUCAGUACCAACAACCCCAAGAGAAUGACGUGGCUGCAUUUCUGAAACCCAUAUCAGAAAAGAUUCAGGAAAUCCAAACUUUCAGAGAGAGAAACCGAGGGAGUAACAUGUUUAAUCAUCUUUCGGCCGUCAGCGAAAGCAUCCCUGCUCUUGGCUGGAUAGCUGUGUCCCCCAAACCUGGUCCUUAUGUCAAGGAGAUGAAUGAUGCUGCCACCUUUUAUACUAACAGGGUCUUAAAGGACUACAAACACAGUGAUUUACGCCAUGUGGAUUGGGUGAAGUCAUAUUUGAAUAUUUGGAGUGAACUUCAAGCAUACAUCAAGGAACACCACAACACAGGCCUCACGUGGAGCAAAACUGGUCCCGUAGCAUCCGCAGCAUCGGUGUUUUCUGUCCUCUCCUCUGGGCCUGGCCUUCCUCCUCCUCCUCCUCCUCCUCCUCCAGGGCCACCUCCACUUUUUGAGAAUGAAGGCAGAAAGGAGGAGUCCUCCCCUUCACGCUCAGCUUUAUUUGCCCAGCUUAACCAGGGAGAAGCGAUUACGAGAGGGCUCCGGCAUGUCACAGAUGACCAGAAGACAUAUAAGAAUCCCAGCCUGCGGGCUCAAGGAGGGCAAACUCAAUCUCCCACCAAAAGCCACACUCCAAGUCCCACAUCUCCCAAAUCUCAUUCUCCCCAAAAGCACGUUCCUGUGCUUGACUUGGAAGGAAAGAAAUGGAGAGUGGAGUACCAAGAGGAUAGGAAUGACCUUGUGAUUUCAGAGACUGAGCUGAAACAAGUGGCUUACAUUUUCAAAUGUGAAAAAUCAACUCUGCAAAUAAAAGGGAAAGUCAACUCCAUUACAAUUGACAACUGUAAGAAGUUUGGCCUGGUGUUUGACCACGUGGUAGGCAUUGUGGAUGUGAUCAAUUCCAAGGACAUUCAAAUCCAGGUACUGGGGAGAGUGCCAACAGUUUCCAUUAAUAAGACGGAAGGUUGCCACAUAUACCUCAGUGAAGAUGCAUUAGACUGUGAGAUUGUGAGCGCCAAGUCAUCUGAAAUGAAUAUUCUUAUCCCUCAGGAUGGUGAUUAUAGAGAAUUUCCCGUUCCUGAACAGUUCAAGACAGCAUGGGAUGGAUCUAAGUUGAUCACUGAACCUGCAGAAAUUAUGGGCUAACCUCCCAAGAGACUGAAUCCCCUCACCUGAAUCUCCCUAUCAAACAAACAAAAAGCAGCAUUAAAGAGCUAGAAGUUGCAGUAACACCUACUGCUUUAGUUUUGGCCUCCAACAAUUCUGUGCUGUAGAAACAGCAUCAUUUCUGGCAUGCCUUCAUGGGCAUUUUAAAAUAAUUAACAUUUCUUCAUGACUUGUCUUUGUGUGUGAUUUUAGUACCACAUGAUGACUUGUGAGCAUUAUGAUUUAAAGGGAAAAAAAAGAAUUCUGUUCCCCAUAUUAUAAGCACAGUAACAGUUAGGUAAAAAUACUGCAUGAUUCACUUUUACACUUAUGUUUAAUUGCUAGUUGAAAAAUAAAAUCAUUAAGAAUCUAAGAUGUACAUUUUUACCUUUUAGACAAUUUCAAUAUGAUGUAGUGCGCCCUGAAAAAUGUACAAUUUUUUUCUUAUUGUCACCACAUGCUCACCUUUAUCAGUGAGGAUACCCUAUCAGCAUGAAUCCAUACUUCAAUCCACACUUUUAAAAAAGUAAGAAAAUUCCAUAAUAAGGACCAAAUUUGGUUUCUUGGUCCUUGCAAGACCUAUAUUCUUUAUAGUUACUGAAAACGAAAGUAAGCUCAUACUUCUUCGCAUAAGAGAUUCUUAUGCCAAAAGAAUGAUGGGAAGAAACAGGUUUAUUGCUAUGUAAUACCUCACAAUUUUGCUCUAAGAUCAAACUCAAUUUUAGUUUCCAAUUUUGAACCUGUUAAAUAUCACAUGCCUUGUAAAUGAGGUCUUUAAUGUUUUGUUAUAGACUAAUUUCUUCUUUUCCACCUGCCAGACUUGCUAACCAAUCUCGAAAAUUAACAUGAAAAACCAUAGAUGUAUUACUUCUUCUAAAACCUAAGGAAUUAUUUGUUGGCUUGGCUUGCUGCUUCUACUUUGUAGUCUUGACAGUAGAUGCUUUUUCAGCAUAAGGAUAACUAUGAUAUUCCUUUGUAUAUUUUCAGUACAUAGUGCUGAAAAAUCUGCAACUUCUUGGAUCACAUUUAAUGAAUUAUAGUAUAAUGCUUGCAGACCUAAUACAAGCAUAUAUAUUGUGCCUCUUACAGCCUUUGGAAUACAUCAUUUCCGUUUUUUAAAUAUCUUCUAUAUCCAUAUAGUAUUUGAAUUAUUGAUGCUCAUGUACCAAGGUUUUGCUAUAAAAAGUUUUGUCGGUAUGAAUAAUGUUGUGGCUUUAGUAAAUAUCAUUUUUCAACAGUAAACUUAUUCUGAAAUAAAGUAAAAUUCUAAUUGUUUAAAUACUGUGAU
Molecule: messenger RNA, 3230 nt
Organism: Carlito syrichta (Philippine tarsier)
Lineage: Eukaryota; Metazoa; Chordata; Mammalia; Primates; Tarsiidae
Gene: CAP2
Product: cyclase associated actin cytoskeleton regulatory protein 2
Exons: 13
Coding region: 512-1942 (476 amino acids)
Biological process (GO): cell morphogenesis; regulation of adenylate cyclase activity; cytoskeleton organization
Cellular component (GO): cytoplasm
Molecular function (GO): adenylate cyclase binding; actin binding
Source: RefSeq, a predicted model, not a curated record